Sitodiplosis mosellana (orange wheat blossom midge) is the source of this 336-nucleotide messenger RNA. RefSeq names its product peroxisomal N(1)-acetyl-spermine/spermidine oxidase-like. The record is from RefSeq and is a predicted model, not a curated record. Gene Ontology annotation, molecular function: polyamine oxidase activity. The transcript has 2 exons. Lineage: Eukaryota; Metazoa; Arthropoda; Insecta; Diptera; Cecidomyiidae. The coding region runs from base 1 to 336 and encodes 111 amino acids.
AUGGAGCAAAAAAGCGAUGCAGACGUCAAAUCCGGAGUUGAAAAAGUAUUGCGAAUGUUUGUUAAACAAUGGGACAUUCCGAAUGCCAAGGCGAUGAUCCGAUCAAAGUGGCAUUCAAAUCUACAUUUUCGUGGAUCCUACUCCAAUAACACGCUUAAAUCCGAUGCUCUCGACGUUUCAGCCGAAAAAUUGAGGGACCCGAUUAAUGAGUCGAAUGGACGGCCAGUGAUUCAGUUUGCUGGAGAAGCAACAAAUCCUAAUCACUAUGCCAGUGUCCAUAGAGCCAUUGAAACUGGAUGGCACGAAGCCGAUCGUCUUAUUCAAUUGUAUAAAUAA